CCUUUGAAAACUGUCUGAGAAAAUGCUCUUCCUGGUAGCUGAUUUUUUUCUUCAAGCCAUUUCUUCUUUUGAAGACAAUGCCAACCGCCCCCCCCCCCAAUUAUGCAAUAGGUUUUAAGGAAUGCUUUGAAAUGAAGUAGUUUGAUUUCUUUUGUCUCGUGAGGACGUCUAGCAUAGUACCCAUGGCAGAAGGCAACAGAGUUGUAUUUUAUCAAUGAGGAAGAAGUUCAGGAAUUUACAGAUUUUUCUCAAACCAUCAUGGUGGGCCUUGCGGAUUCAGGGCCUGGAGCAGUUCCAUGCUGUUUAUUAGUUCACCCCUGUGCCUACUUAUCCCUGGAAUUGCCUGCUAACAUCUCCAAGCCAAGUGCAGCAGCACUGGCAGAUGAAUUUAAGAGGGUGUGGAUUAACUGAGAAACCCCAGUGCCCGCUUUCUCUGGUUUUAAGCACUGUAUGUCAUCCUAGAGUGAGUCUGAAUUGUGAAUAGUAAAGGAACUGUGACCUGCCAUUUCUGAAAUGCCUUGUUCCCAGUGUGUUUAUCCAGUCCUGAGAGUGGGCUGGCUUGCAGGAUGCUGCUUGGGAUGUUGGCAGCUGAAAUUCUGGCUCUCUGCAGAAAAUGUCAUUCCUUUAUUAGACAGGUAUCUCAGCUCAAAGCCAAGCCAAGAUGUUUAAGUGACAAAGGUUGUUCCUGCUGGAAAAUGGGCGUCCCUCUGUCCCUGUGCUCCGUGGUGAUCUCUCUGUCGAUGUUGGUGGGUGCUUCAUGCAGAGGCUUAAACUAAAUCUGUAAAUAUAUGUGUUUUACAUGUCUGUGUGUGCUGCACACACAGAGGGUUUUCAGCAUGGUCCUUCAAUUGCAGGGCUGAUUUCACCGGUGGAUUACAUUCAAGGUCAUUAACAGUGAACUCUGCUGCAUUAAGGUCUCCAGGAAAAUUCCGAACUUUUGGGAGUAAGAAAAUUUCCCAUGACUCCCUGGGCAGUUGCUGGUGUUGUUCAUGUCAGAUCGGACACCUUUAAUGUAGACACAAGAUGUGCUGCUGUAGCUCAUCCCAGCUCCUGGACCUCCAUCCCUGCAGUCAGGAGCCUGCAGGUUUCUGCCACGACUCGUGUUUAUCUUCCCUCCCUGUUCCCAGAGGCACCAGUGGGUUGUGCUGGAUCAGAGCUGCAGCAGGACUCAAGAAAAGCUGUUUUUUAGCAGAGGCUGAGGGCGGUGGCUUCACUCUGUAGCUGGGUCUGUCUUUGGAAUCAGGAUUCCAUUGUGCUCUCCUCACCUUGCUUUGCUGCAAGGUGCUUAUUUUUAUCCCUGCAGCUUUUUCCUGCUCCACUGUCCCUGUGAUGGAGAGCUGCAUCCCAGAAAAGGGAGCCUGAUGUCAGGGAGUGAGGCGCUGCUUUUAUUAGAAUCAGAACAAGGGAUGCAGGUUUUCUAGUCCUAUAGGUGUGGGAUAACAGGCCAUUUCAUGCUCAAUUUAGAUUUAUUUGGGAUAGAUUUUGCUUAUGUGAUGCUCAGGAUGCUAGAAGUGAAAAAGCACAAGUUACAGUUGAAUUUAUUCUGGAUCAGGUUGCGUGUGUUUCUAAACAGCAGUGACACAGAAAUAAAUUAAAUCCCAUGGCUUGUUCCAUCCAUAUUAAAUUACAUGUCACUGCAUCCUGAUUUUGGGUUCACUGAUUUUUAUGGUUAGAGCUGCAGCUUUUCCAGUGGCACAUCUUCUCUUACUUGAGCACUGGUGAAUAUAGAAAAGAUGGAAAAUAAUGCUGUCGACCAGCCUGUUCCCACUUGUUGUUUAUACCCUGGCUGCUCCGUGGAUUUAAUUGGAAUUAACCCUCAUUGCAGCCUGUGUACAGGGAUCAAUGGGAGGUUUUUGUCUAGGCCUGAUUCUCAGUGAGGAUCAGCUGGUGAGUGCUGUGCAGAAGCGCGGCUAGUGGGAUUUAAUCCUUCCCCCCGUCUUUGCUCCAUGCUUUUGUUUGUUCCUAGCGGCAGGCUCCGGCCGGAGCGGCUGAUCCAUCCCCAGCUCCUGCGGGAUGCGCCGCGGGAGCAUCGUCCCCGUGACCUUCCCCAGAGCCAGUUCUGCUCUCGUUCCCUCGCUCUGUUAGCAGCUUCCCACGACUAAAGCGAUUCCCUUCCCACCUUUCCUGAAGAUUGAGCACUCGCGCUCAGCCUUCGGUAACAGCUCCUUAUGUAACAGCCGCCCCAGCGCGGCUCCGUUCUGCGCGGAGACACUGGGAUUUAUCCGCGCGGAAGCACGGGACGGACCUGCCGUGGGCUGGGGACGGGGGCCAACCAGCCGGCUCUGAUAUCCCAGGCCCGGACGGGGAAUUAACGCCGCUGAGGGUUUUAGGAAGAAUCUGAUGGUGAGGAGAGGCUAAGGAGAAGACUCAGGAUGACGACAACAGUAGCGACAGAUUAUGACAACAUUGAAAUCCAACAGCAGUACAGCGAUGUCAACAACCGCUGGGAUGUCGAUGACUGGGACAAUGAGAACAGUUCUGCUCGGCUGUUUGAGCGCUCCCGCAUCAAAGCCCUGGCUGAUGAACGUGAGGCAGUUCAGAAGAAGACCUUCACAAAGUGGGUGAAUUCCCACUUGGCUCGUGUGUCCUGCCGAAUUACAGACCUGUACACUGACCUUCGAGAUGGGAGGAUGCUCAUCAAACUCCUGGAAGUGCUUUCAGGAGAGAGACUUCCUAAACCAACUAAAGGAAGGAUGCGCAUCCAUUGCCUGGAGAAUGUGGAUAAAGCCCUCCAGUUCCUGAAAGAGCAACGAGUGCACCUAGAAAACAUGGGAUCUCAUGAUAUUGUGGAUGGGAAUCACAGGCUGACACUUGGCCUUAUUUGGACCAUUAUCUUGAGAUUCCAGAUCCAAGAUAUCAGCGUUGAAACUGAGGACAACAAAGAGAAGAAAUCUGCUAAAGAUGCUUUGCUUUUGUGGUGCCAGAUGAAAACAGCUGGGUACCCCAACGUCAAUAUCCACAACUUUACGACAAGCUGGAGGGAUGGGAUGGCGUUCAAUGCACUGAUCCAUAAGCACAGGCCUGAUCUGAUUGAUUUUGACAAGCUGAAGAAAUCAAACGCACACUACAAUCUGCAGAAUGCUUUUAACCUUGCAGAGCAGCACCUUGGUCUUACCAAGCUCCUGGACCCUGAGGAUAUCAGUGUUGAUCACCCUGAUGAAAAGUCAAUCAUCACCUAUGUGGUGACAUAUUACCACUACUUCUCCAAGAUGAAAGCUUUGGCUGUCGAAGGAAAACGUAUUGGAAAGGUGCUUGACAAUGCCAUUGAAACAGAGAAAAUGAUAGAAAAAUAUGAGUCCCUGGCUUCUGACCUGCUGGAGUGGAUUGAGCAAACCAUUAUCAUCCUCAACAAUCGCAAAUUCGCCAACUCCCUGGUUGGGGUGCAGCAGCAGCUGCAGGCAUUCAACACCUAUCGCACAGUGGAGAAACCACCCAAGUUUACAGAAAAAGGAAACCUGGAAGUGCUGCUUUUUACCAUCCAAAGCAAAAUGAGAGCCAACAAUCAGAAAGUGUACAUGCCAAGGGAGGGCAAACUCAUCUCUGACAUUAACAAGGCCUGGGAAAGACUGGAAAAAGCUGAACACGAAAGAGAACUGGCACUGCGAAAUGAGCUCAUCAGACAAGAGAAACUGGAACAACUUGCACGGAGAUUCGAUCGCAAGGCAGCUAUGAGAGAAACUUGGCUGAGUGAAAAUCAACGUCUUGUUUCUCAGGACAAUUUUGGCUUUGACCUCCCAGCAGUGGAGGCUGCCACGAAGAAGCACGAGGCCAUCGAGACGGACAUCGCAGCGUAUGAGGAGCGGGUUCAGGCCGUGGUGGCGGUGGCGAAGGAGCUUGAGACUGAAAACUACCACGACAUCAAACGCAUCACUGCAAGGAAGGACAAUGUUAUCCGCCUGUGGGAGUAUCUCCUGGAGCUGCUCCGGGCACGGAGACAGCGGCUGGAGAUGAACCUUGGGCUGCAGAAAAUUUUCCAGGAAAUGCUGUACAUUAUGGACUGGAUGGACGAGAUGAAGGUACUUUUGCUGUCCCAAGACUACGGCAAACAUUUGUUGGGAGUUGAAGACCUGCUGCAGAAACAUGCUCUGGUGGAAGCUGACAUUGCUAUUCAGGCUGAGAGAGUGAGAGGGGUCAAUGCCUCUGCUCAGAAGUUUGCCACUGAUGGAGAAGGUUACAAGCCCUGUGACCCGCAGGUGAUCAGGGACCGCGUGGCUCACAUGGAGUUCUGCUACCAGGAGCUCUGCCAGCUCGCAGCUGAGCGCCGUGCACGCCUCGAGGAGUCCCGGCGCCUCUGGAAAUUCUUCUGGGAAAUGGCUGAAGAGGAGGGCUGGAUCAGGGAGAAGGAGCAGAUCCUGUCAUCUGAUGACUAUGGGAAGGACCUAACCAGUGUUGUCCGACUCUUGAGUAAACACAAGGCGUUUGAGGAUGAGAUGAGUGGCCGCAGCGGCCACUUUCAGCAGGCGAUAAAAGAAGGUGAAGACAUGAUUGCGGAAGAGCAUUUUGGGUCUGAGAAGAUCAGAGAAAGAAUUAAGGAUAUCCGGGACCAGUGGGCUAACCUGGAGCAGUUAUCUGCCAUUAGGAAGAAGCGGCUAGAGGAAGCCUCUCUCCUUCACCAGUUCCAGGCUGAUGCUGAUGACAUUGAUGCAUGGAUGUUGGACAUCCUCAAGAUUGUCUCCAGUAAUGAUGUUGGCCAUGAUGAAUAUUCCACGCAGUCCUUGGUCAAGAAGCACAAAGAUGUGGCUGAAGAGAUUGCGAGCUACCGGCCGACCAUCGACUCUCUUCAUGAGCAGGCCAAGGCUCUGCCACAGGAGCAUGCGGAGUCUCCAGAUGUGCAAGGCAGGUUGUCUGGAAUCGAGGAGAGAUACAAAGAGGUUGCUGAGCUGACCCGGCUGCGUAAACAGGCCCUGCAGGAUACCCUCGCUCUCUAUAAGAUGUUCAGUGAGGCAGAUGCUUGCGAGCUUUGGAUCGAUGAAAAGGAGAAGUGGCUGAAUAAUAUGCAGAUUCCAGAGAAGCUGGAGGACCUAGAAGUGAUCCAGCACAGGUUUGAAAGCUUGGAGCCAGAAAUGAACAACCAGGCAUCCCGUGUGGCCGUGGUGAACCAGAUUGCCAGGCAGCUGAUGCAUAGUGGCCACCCCGGGGAGAAGAUCAAAGCACAGCAAGAUAAACUCAACACAAGGUGGAGCCAGUUCAGAGAACUGGUAGAUAGGAAGAAGGAUGCUCUGCUCUCUGCUCUGAGUAUCCAGAACUACCAUCUUGAAUGUAAUGAAACCAAAUCCUGGAUCAGGGAAAAGACUAAAGUGAUUGAAUCCACACAAGACCUGGGUAACGACCUGGCUGGAGUGAUGGCCUUGCAGAGGAAGCUGACGGGCAUGGAACGGGACCUGGUGGCCAUCGAAGCCAAGCUCAGUGACCUGCAAAAGGAGGCAGAGAAACUAGAAUCGGAGCAUCCUGACCAGGCGCAAGCAAUUCUUUCACGGCUUGCAGAGAUCAGUGAUGUGUGGGAAGAAAUGAAGACCACGCUGAAGAACCGGGAAGAGUCCCUGGGAGAGGCCAGCAAGCUGCAGCAGUUCCUGAGAGAUCUGGAUGACUUCCAGUCCUGGCUCUCCAGAACACAGACUGCAAUUGCCUCCGAAGAUAUGCCCAACACCCUGACAGAGGCUGAGAAGCUACUCACUCAGCAUGAGAAUAUCAAGAAUGAAAUCAACAACUACGAGGAAGAUUAUCAGAAGAUGAGGGACAUGGGAGAGAUGGUGACACAAGGGCAAACUGAUGCUCAGUACAUGUUCCUACGCCAGCGCCUACAGGCUUUGGACACCGGAUGGAAUGAGCUUCACAAAAUGUGGGAGAACAGGCAAAAUCUCCUUUCCCAGUCUCAUGCCUACCAGCUGUUUCUCAGAGAUACCAAGCAGGCAGAAGCUUUCCUUAAUAACCAGGAGUAUGUUCUGGCACACACGGAGAUGCCAACCACCUUGGAAGGAGCAGAAGCUGCUAUUAAAAAGCAGGAGGAUUUCAUGACAACCAUGGAUGCCAAUGAAGAAAAGAUCAAUGCAGUUGUGGAGACGGGCAGGAGGCUCGUUAGUGAUGGGAACAUUAACUCUGAUAAAAUCCAGGAGAAAGUGGACUCUAUUGAUGACAGACAUAGGAAGAACCGUGAAGCAGCCAGUGAACUUUUGAUGAGACUGAAAGAUAACAGGGAUCUCCAAAAGUUUCUCCAGGAUUGCCAAGAGCUCUCCCUCUGGAUCAAUGAGAAGAUGCUCACAGCCCAGGAUAUGUCCUAUGAUGAGGCGAGGAACCUGCACAGCAAAUGGCUGAAGCAUCAGGCAUUCAUGGCAGAGCUUGCAUCCAACAAAGAGUGGCUGGAGAAGAUUGAAAAGGAGGGAAUGCAGCUCAUUGCAGAGAAACCAGAGACUGAGGCCGUGGUGAAGGAGAAGCUGACAGGUCUCCACCAAAUGUGGGAUGAGCUUGAAUCCACCACCCAGACCAAGGCUCAGCGUCUCUUUGAUGCAAACAAGGCAGAGCUUUUUACCCAGAGCUGUGCAGACCUGGAUAAGUGGCUGAAUGGUUUGGAGAGUCAGAUCCAGUCAGAUGACUACGGAAAAGAUCUCACCAGUGUCAACAUCCUGUUGAAGAAGCAGCAGAUGCUGGAGAAUCAAAUGGAUGUCCGUAAGAAGGAGAUAGAGGAACUGCAAAGCCAGGCAAGGGCUUUGAGCCAAGAGGGCAAGAGCACAGAUGAAGUUGAUGGCAAACGCCUUACUGUAGAAAAGAAAUUCUUGGAGCUGUUGGAGCCUUUGAAUGAGAGAAAGGCCAACCUGCUGGCCUCCAAAGAGAUCCACCAGUUCAACCGGGAUGUGGAAGAUGAAAUUUUGUGGGUCGGAGAGAGGAUGCCCAUAGCUACAUCUACUGAUCAUGGACACAACCUCCAGACUGUGCAGCUACUAAUAAAGAAAAAUCAGACCCUUCAGAAAGAAAUCCAGGGUCACCAGCCUCGUAUCGAUGACAUUUUUGAGAGGAGUCAGAACAUUAUCACAGAGAGUAGCCCCAAUGCUGAAGUCAUUCAGCAGAGACUUGCAGACUUGAAGCAGCUGUGGAACCUCCUCAUCGAGGAGACAGAGAAGCGCCACAAGCGUCUGGAGGAGUCUCACAGGGCUCAGCAGUAUUACUUUGAUGCAGCCGAGGCUGAGGCCUGGAUGAGUGAGCAGGAGCUCUACAUGAUGUCAGAAGAGAAAGCCAAGGAUGAACAGAGUGCAGUGUCCAUGCUGAAGAAACACCAGAUUUUGGAACAAGCUGUAGAAGAUUAUGCUGAAACUGUGCACCAGCUUUCAAAGACCAGCAGAACUUUGGUGGCAGAUAAUCACCCAGAAAGCGAGCGUAUCAGCAUGCGCCAGUCCAAGGUGGACAAGCUCUAUGCGGGCCUGAAGGACCUUGCUGAAGAGAGGAGGGGCAAACUGGACGAGAGGCACCGGCUGUUCCAGCUCAACCGCGAGGUGGAUGACCUGGAGCAGUGGAUUGCCGAGAGGGAGGUGGUGGCAGGGUCCCAUGAGCUGGGCCAGGACUACGAACAUGUCACGAUGCUGCAGGAGCGGUUCCGGGAAUUCGCCCGGGACACCGGGAACAUCGGGCAGGAGCGGGUGGAUACUGUCAACCACAUGGCUGAUGAACUCAUCAACUCCGGCCACUCAGACGCUGCCACGAUCGCUGAGUGGAAGGAUGGACUCAAUGAGGCCUGGGCGGAUCUCCUGGAGCUCAUUGACACAAGAACACAAAUCCUUGCAGCCUCUUAUGAACUGCACAAAUUUUACCAUGAUGCCAAGGAGAUCUUAGGACGUAUCCAAGACAAACAUAAGAAACUGCCUGAGGAGCUUGGUAGAGACCAAAACACAGUGGAAACACUACAGAGAAUGCACACGACAUUUGAGCAUGAUAUCCAGGCCCUGGGCACCCAGGUUCGACAGCUGCAGGAGGAUGCAGCGCGCCUCCAGGCUGCCUACGCUGGGGACAAGGCCGAUGACAUCCAGAAGAGGGAAAAUGAGGUCCUAGAGGCAUGGAAGGCACUGCUGGAUGCCUGUGAGGGCCGCAGGGUGAGGCUGGUGGAUACAGGAGACAAAUUCCGCUUCUUCAGCAUGGUUCGGGAUCUCAUGCUCUGGAUGGAAGACGUUAUCCGGCAGAUAGAAGCCCAGGAAAAGCCAAGGGAUGUUUCAUCUGUGGAACUCCUCAUGAACAAUCACCAGGGGAUCAAAGCAGAAAUUGAUGCCCGAAAUGACAGCUUCACUACGUGCAUUGAGCUUGGCAAGUCUCUGCUGGCCAGGAAACACUAUGCAUCUGAGGAGAUCAAGGAAAAGCUCCUGCAGCUGACAGAAAAGAGAAAAGAAAUGAUUGACAAAUGGGAAGACAGAUGGGAGUGGCUGAGACUGAUUUUGGAGGUGCACCAGUUCUCCAGAGAUGCAAGCGUGGCUGAGGCCUGGCUGCUGGGACAGGAGCCCUACCUGUCCAGUCGUGAAAUAGGGCAGAGCGUUGAUGAGGUGGAGAAAUUAAUCAAGCGGCACGAAGCCUUUGAGAAAUCUGCAGCUACCUGGGACGAGAGGUUUGCAGCGCUGGAGAGACUGACCACGCUGGAACUGCUGGAGGUGCGUCGGCAGCAAGAGGAGGAGGAGCGGAAGAGGCAGCCGCCCACUCCGGAGCCCAAGGUUGCAGAGGAUGGAGACUCCAAGAAGCAAUGGGAUGGGACAAAAGGAGAACAAGUUUCCCAAAAUGGUCUGCCCUCAGACCAGGAAUCUCCACGGGUGGCAGAAACUGCAGAAACCAAUGAAAUGGUCAAUGGAGCUGCAGAACAGAGGAUGAGUUCCAAAGAGUCCAGUCCCAUUCCUUCCCCGACAUCAGACCGCAAAGCCAAGAGCGGCGUUCAGGCCCAGACUGCUGCUACCCUCCCAGCCAAAACGCAGGAGAUCCCCUCAGCCCAGAUGGAGGGCUUCUUACACCGCAAGCAUGAGUGGGAGACACACAGCAAGAAAGCCUCCAGCAGGUCAUGGCAUAAUGUGUACUGUGUCAUAAACAACCAAGAGAUGGGCUUCUACAAGGACUCAAAAGCUGCUGCUUCUGGCAUCCCUUACCACAACGAGAUCCCUGUCAGUUUGAAGGAUGCAGUCUGUGAAGUAGCAGUCGAUUACAAAAAGAAGAAGCAUGUGUUCAAGCUCAGAUUGACCGAUGGCAAUGAAUACCUCUUCCAAGCCAAAGACGAUGAGGAGAUGAACACGUGGAUUCAGGCCAUCACAUCAGCGAUCUCUUCAGACAAAAUCGAAGUGUCCCCGACCACCCAGAGCACUCCAGCCUCCAGCCGUGCCCAGACCCUGCCUGCCAGUGUCACAAUAACCAGCGAGUCCAGCCCUGGCAAGCGGGAGAAAGACAAAGAGAAAGACAAAGAGAAAAGAUUCAGCCUUUUUGGUAAAAAGAAGUGAAUUCCAUCUCCACACACUGCACUUCUCUGACCGUUCCAGUGGAAUUCCAGCAUGCGAGCUCAGAACCAAUACGUUACUCUCUGUGCCUCAUGUUCCUCAAUGUGAUUGAAAUUUUUUUAUUUAUAGAGCGUUUUAAAAUAAAAAAAGCCAACAAAAAAAAAUAAUUUAAAGUUACAAAUGUAUGAGGUGCAUUGGGCAGCUUCUGUAGGAGAGGGAGGACCAGGUUUUGGGGGUUUGUUUUUGUUUGGUUUUUUUUUUCUUCUUCUUUUUUUUUUUUUUUUAAUGAAGUUAAUGUAGAUUAGAUCUUAAUAUUUAAACUGUUCCUCAAUUUUGUGAGGCUGUCUUGGAAAAUAACCCACUCCUAGUGCUAUUGGUAUGCAAGGCAGCGGUGCUUUCGAAUCUGCUGUGCACAUGAGAAACCAAUGUACAAAUUCUCAAAGGCAUUCACUUCCAGUUAAGGUUGUUAUGCGAGUCCUGACUAGUAGAGCCUUCCCCUGCGAUUCUAACAGGAAUUAAAAUGGUAGUGUGUUCUCUUUGCUGUAACAGAGUGCAGGUAUGCAUUGACUCACAGCCCCAACGUUUAACACCACCUUAAGCAUCCCCACAUCGAGUACGACAGAUAAGAAUGUUGGUGUUCGAGAUGGAUUAACAGGCUGGUACAGUUUUAAAUAAGCUGUAAUUUCAAAUUUAUUUCUCUUUUUUUUUUUUUUUUUCUGAAAUACAUUAUAUUGUAUGUUUCAGAUAAUUCUAGUACAAAGUAUAAUAAGACUAGAUGUAUAAUAAACCCUUUAAAAUCAUCAAUAAGUGUAAAAGUGGAACUGAAGCAUUUACUGGAAAAGUAAUGUUACUCAAAUGGUUACUUGCUUGUCAGCUGCAGCACUGUGUGUUAUAAUUUUGCUACAUUACCUUGCUCUUUGAUACAUAGUGUGCAUUUCUGUCACUGUAACUAUUGUAAUGAAAAAUUUUCAUCUUACUGCACAAUCAAAAAUUACAUUUAAUAGGAAUGAACUUUCAAUGACUGGGCCUGUAGUCAAGAGUAGUACUGGAACUGGCUUUCAGUUGUAUCGAACUGUACCUCUAGACUUUUAUCCUGUCUGUUAAAUAUAUGCGAUGUCAUUAAAUGCUUUUAAAACUAAA
This is a messenger RNA of Vidua chalybeata, 10589 nucleotides long. It is a transcript of the gene SPTBN1, whose product is annotated as spectrin beta, non-erythrocytic 1. The transcript has 36 exons. The coding region runs from base 2373 to 9452 and encodes 2359 amino acids. Gene Ontology annotation, biological process: protein localization to plasma membrane; actin cytoskeleton organization. Gene Ontology annotation, molecular function: actin filament binding; structural constituent of cytoskeleton; phospholipid binding. Gene Ontology annotation, cellular component: plasma membrane; cell projection; spectrin. The record is from RefSeq and is a predicted model, not a curated record. Lineage: Eukaryota; Metazoa; Chordata; Aves; Passeriformes; Viduidae.